This is a messenger RNA of Eurytemora carolleeae, 2771 nucleotides long. RefSeq names its product histone acetyltransferase KAT2A (gene Gcn5). Gene Ontology annotation, molecular function: histone H3 acetyltransferase activity. Gene Ontology annotation, biological process: positive regulation of transcription by RNA polymerase II; chromatin remodeling. Gene Ontology annotation, cellular component: histone acetyltransferase complex; nucleus. The record is from RefSeq and is a predicted model, not a curated record. The coding region runs from base 1061 to 2764 and encodes 567 amino acids. The transcript is spliced from 14 exons. NCBI's taxonomy places the organism in Eukaryota, Metazoa, Arthropoda, Copepoda, Calanoida, Temoridae.
GUGAAAGAAUGUUUAUUCUUACACGCUCCGAGCAUUAAAGAAUGGAAAUUAUUACACUAGUUGAAGAAUAUUUAUUCCUAAACGCUCCUUAUAUUGAUCUUUUCAACAUAGAUCCAAUAUUGAUAUUUACUUAAUUAUUUUGUACUUUUUUCUUUUACAUUAAUACAUGCCAACUACCUUUUGAUACUUUCACGAUCUUUUUCAUUUCAUUUCAUACUUUAUAGCAACAUUUGCUCACUUUCCUUUUUCUUUUAUAUUAAAACAUGCAAACUUACCUUUUUCACUUAAGUAAUACAUGCUCUCUUACCUUUUCAUGCUUAUUUACCUUUUUCGUUUUUUGAAUUAUUGAUAUACCUUAAUUCAGGAAUGUCCAUUUUAAUUUUAACCCUAGAGUGUUUAAUUAACAUUUUCUGACCUUUCCCCAAAAAAUGAACCAUGCACUUGAAGUCUUCCAUUGGACAUUUUCAUCAAACUACCGAGUCUCAAAUCAUAUUUAUCUCCACUUUUGGGAAGAUUUAGGAUCUAAUAUCCAAUGAUUUCUUCUGUACAAAUGAAAGCACGAUUUUGUUCAGUAGAUUAAGACAAUCCAUUACUAUACCUUCUCCCCAUCUAAAAAACUCAGAGCACAUUCAACAUGCUAUAUUUAAAUGUAGUAUCAACUUGAAAAAAAAACAAGCAUAUGCAUUAGAAAUUGGUUAAACAACAAAGUAAACUAAGGAAUCAAUCACACCACAUGCAUUAGAUGCAUUACUUUCAAACUAAGAACCAAUUUUUACUUAUAAAAUGGUUUUAACAUUUUAGCAUUGAACAUUAGAAAAAUAAAAACAGUGAUAGUCAGAACAAGAGCAUAAAACUUAUUUUCAACCGUUCAUCACGUUCAUUAUUUCUUGGGUAUUUACUCAUGGAACCUCACAAAUAUUAUAUAAUAUUAACCUUAAUAUGUGAACAUUAUGUACCAUUGAAUAAAAAAUUAUCUGUGACAAAAUGAAUUAAAAACCCUAGACACUGAUGAAGAAUUUAUUUUCAGAUUGUAGUACAAUGAUAUUCUAGAACUUCUAACAUGAGUGCUGAAGCAACGGAGGAUAAGAAAGAUGAUCCUUCGCGCCAGAAACAGAGUAACCUUCAGCGUAUUCAACUACGAAAACAAUCUGUUCGUGGCUGGCCGUCUGACAAGAAGAUAGAGAAACUUGGAAUUUACUCGUCUUGUAAGGCUGAUGAGGAAUGCAAAUGUAACGGUUGGAAGAAUCCAAACCCGCCGCCGAACCCGCCGAAACCUGAUGCACCCGCCUUGGUCUCAUCUCUCGAGGAUUUAUGCCGAGGUUGCAAUCAUAAACUAGGCGAUCAUGUCUCACAUUUAGAGAAGGUGGGUGAGGAGGAGUUGGAUCGACUGCUUGGUAUAGUUGUAGACGUGGAGAAUCUUUUCAUGUGUGUUCACAAGGUUUAUACUUUAGUAAUUCUUUAUCCACAUAAAUCACAUGUUUACAUCGAAACAAAAUUUUUUCAUUCAACUUUAGAGGUAGAGGGCCCGCUAGGCAAACCUCCGUAUGAGAAACCAAGUAUUGCUAAGGGUGUUACUAACUUUGUUCUUCAUAGGUUCACACACCUUCCUCCAAAGGAAUGGCAGAUGAUGUAUGAUCUAGCAAAGAUGUUCCUUCACUGCCUGAACCACUGGAAGCUCGAGACUCCCACCGCCAGAAAGCAGCACAUGUCCCAGGAGGAACUCUCAGCUUACAAGGUAAACUACACCCGUUGGUUGUGUUUCUGUCAUGUUCCUGCAUUUUGUGAUUCUCUUCCACACUUUGAUACAACGCUUAUCUUCGGCCGGACAUUCAUCAAAUCCGUCUUCCUCACCAUGAGGAAACAACUGCUAGACAAAUUCAAGGCUGAGAAGGAUAAAAUGCCUCCAGAGAAAAGAACUUUGGUUCUCACACACUUCCCUAGAUUUCUUACUCUUCUAGAGGAGGAGAUAUAUAAUCCUAGCUCUCCGAUCUGGGAUCCUGAAUUUAACGGUAAAACCCCCGCCCAUGUUAUCGCCGCCGCCCAGGCCCAAGCCGAGGUUUCUACUGCCGCCGCCGCUCUUGGGAAAAAGAGGCCGCACGACGAUGACAGCAAGGAGCCGGAAGCGAAACGGCGACGAUCAGAGGACGAGAAUUUGGACGAGGCCGUCGGUGAGAUUGUGUCGAUCAUCGAAGACUCGAAAAGGAUGCUUGGUCCACAAUCCAUGUUUCCAGAACAUGCUCCCAGAGACGAAGCAGCUAAAAUAGAAGAGAAGAAAGGUCUGAUAGAAUUCCACUGUGUUGCGAACAGUUUGACAGAGAAGGUUCCUAAACAGACCAUGCUCUGGCUGAUAGCUCUACAGAAUGUGUUUUCUCAUCAGCUACCCAGGAUGCCUAAGGAGUAUAUAACGAGGCUUGUCUUCGAUCCUAAACAUAAAACCUUGGCUCUAGUUAAGAAUGGGAAACCCAUCGGAGGAAUAUGCUUUAGGAUGUUCCCAUCACAAGGGUUUUCUGAGAUAGUGUUCUGUGCUGUGACGAGUAAUGAACAGGUUAAAGGAUAUGGAACACAUCUCAUGAACCAUCUUAAGGAUUACCAUAUUAGAAACGGCAUACUACACUUCUUGACGUUUGCUGAUGAGUUUGCUGUUGGAUAUUUCAAGAAGCAAGGAUUUAGUAAGGAACUCAAACUCCCUAAAUCUGUGUACGGUGGAUAUAUCAAGGUAAGGUUAAAAAACGUAUUUUUCAAAAAUUUUGUUUGUCUUAAUUGAUAAAAAU